Messenger RNA from Arachis duranensis, 2046 nucleotides. Its product is annotated as protein SIEVE ELEMENT OCCLUSION B. NCBI's taxonomy places the organism in Eukaryota, Viridiplantae, Streptophyta, Magnoliopsida, Fabales, Fabaceae. The transcript is spliced from 6 exons. Gene Ontology annotation, biological process: phloem development. The coding region runs from base 168 to 698 and encodes 176 amino acids. The record is from RefSeq and is a predicted model, not a curated record.
AUGUUGAUUCUCUUUUCAAUGUAGUGUCCAACAUUGUUAGGAGCUCAACCAACAUUGCUGACUCUCUUGACCUCAAGCAAGUGAAGUCCGUUGAUUUGGUAGAAGACAACGUUCCCCAAUCUGCUCUCAAACCAUCUUACACUCUCCUUAAAGAGAUUGCCUGUCAGAUGACAUGUCAUUCAUUCAACACAUGGAACGCACAUGAGUCAGUGGUAGCGAUUCUUGAGAAGUUGAAGAGCUACACUUGGGAUGCUAAGGCAGUGAUAGCACUCUCCGCUUUCGCUUUGGACUAUGGAGAGACAUGGCGGCUGACGCUGACGCAAGCGAGCAAGAAGGAGAACGCACUUGAGCUGCAUGUGUUCAGGCUUGCACAAGAGGAGAAGAAGCUGAGCCAGUCGAAUUCAGAUCUCAUAAGCACUUUGGUUGACAGAACAUUGCAACUCAUAAAUGGUAUCAUCACUUUGGAAAAGUUCAUUGCCAACAAAUCAUACACUCCAAAGGACCUUCCAGCUCUCUUCAAAGCUCCUCGUGAUCUUUACACUUAUUGGAUUCUUCUCUCCCUUCUUGCUUGUGCCAAUCAAUUGUCUCAAUUGGAAUGGAACAUCAAAUCUGAAGUUGUUGCGAGGCUCAAAAUUGUUCUCACACAACUAAAUGCUGAUUUAGACGAAAUUAAACGCCAAAAAGGUUACUCUAGAUGAACUAAAAACAAAGAAUUUAUUUUUGUUCAUAUCUGGGCUUGACAACAUUGAAGAUGAGAUUUGGUCUCUAAAAGCCAUAUAUAAUUCAAUCAGCAAUGACAAAGACAAGAAGGAUUAUAAAAUUCUUUGGGUGCCUGUUGUGGAAAAUUGGACCAAUGAAGCCAAGGAAAAGUAUGAGCAUUUGAAGUCUUUGAUGCCAUGGUAUGUGGUGCAAUACUUCUCACUCAUCAAAGGUUACAAACCGUUGCAAGAAGAAUGGAAUUACACAGGUAAACCUAUUGUGGUGGCGGUUGAUGCUCGUGGAAAGAUUAUAAACAAGAACGCAUUGCACUUGAUCUUUGUGUGGGGCAUUUCAGCCUUCCCAUUUAGAAUUGAGGACGAGGAAAGAGUUUCCCAGCAUUGGAACUGGCUUUGGAUUGAAGCAUUUAAGAUUAAUGCUGAUAUUCAAAAAUGGGUGAGGCAAUACAAUGGGUACGUUUUCUUCUAUGGAGGUACAGACAUCACAUGGACUCAAAGGUUCGGCAAUCUUAUUGAAGCUAUGAAAAAGGACCCCAUCAUCAAACAAACAGAAUCAUACAUUGAACACUUCAACCUUGCAAAGGUUGACAUAGCAACUCAAACCAAGUUUUGGUUUAACAUAACCAACUCAUUCCUCAGCAAGACUCAAAAGGUUGACUUUAACCUUGACUCCACUCUCAAAGACAUUCAAACUCUUCUCUCCAUGAGAACCGAGAGGGGAUGGGCUCUUGUGAGCAAAGGCGAGAAUGUAAUCUUAAUUGACUUCAAUGAAGUGAUGAUGAGUGUGGUGGAAGGCUUCGAAAACUGGCGAACCAACAUAUCGAUGUCGAUAAGCUUCGACAUUGCUUUUAAGGACUACUAUGAUCAUGUUGGGAGGACUGUCCCUCGCCAUUGUCUCCAUUUUCAACUGGAGAACAUUCGCUCCGGCGUUCCUACUGCCUUCAAUUGCCCUGAUUCGACAUGUGGCCUGAAGAUGGAGAUUGAGUCUGUUAAGUACAAAUGUUGCCACGGCAUGCAUUAUGACGAACAUGCAACCGAAAAUGGUUCACUUGUUCCUAUAGCCACCGGUUCCUUGCAGACAACCAAUGAAUAUGUUACCACCCCAAUGUCCAAGAAUAAAUUUACUUAACUAUAUGGGUUUUUCUAUAACUAAUCUUCCAAUAAAGCAGAUUAUGUGUUUGGAUUAUUAUGUUUUAUCAAUUAGAGUUUGUGCGAGUCUGUCAAUGGCAUGCUAAGUCUUAGUGGCUUCAUGCAUAUAUACCCCAUAAUUUGUACGCUUGUUAUGUAUUUGUAUUCAAUGAAAUAAAAAUUGGGUUGUGCACUGUUAAAA